Molecule: messenger RNA, 417 nt
Organism: Paramecium sonneborni
Lineage: Eukaryota; Ciliophora; Oligohymenophorea; Peniculida; Parameciidae
Source: the annotation of a GenBank genome assembly
UUCUUCAAAAAAUAGCUCAAAAAAGCUGAAAAUAGAACUUUAAAGCUAAAGCCAUAGAAAAAUAUUAGCAAUUAUACUAAAUUAUAAAAAAAUUGAGCAAAUCAAUUCAUGAAUUUCAGAUCAUUUAUUAGUGCAUUCCUUCAGGGGGAAAAUAUAGCUUUUGCUUCUAUUAACUAUUCUGCAUACUUGGGAACUCUGAUUUUUGGUUUCUUUGGAAGUUAAAUAAAAAACAAGAAAAUUUUCCAAAAAAAUAAACUUUUAUGGAAAAAAUUUGCAAAAUAAAAUAAAAGCAGAAAUAUAUACUCUAAACUUCAUUACAUUAUAGAUUAAACUAUAAAUACUGAAUGCCAGUUCGACAAUGAAUCCCAACUUUUGUUUUUAGAUGAAGGUUUUCUAUUGAAACUUGAAAUUUAUUGA